CAACGGGCGGACUCAGAACAGCUCGCCACGGCUUGCGCGUCCCGUGCGUAACGUGAUGACAGCUCCCCCUACGGAGACCCACAGUCACCCGUGGACCACCGUGGGCCACUUUCUGCUGCCACCAUGCGCUCUCCUGACCUCCGGGUUCGGUAAAUAGGAAGCAACACGGCUCACUGCGCCCGGGGGGAAGAAGCGUCGCCGCUGGGGAGGGAGGAAAGUUGUGUCGCUGAAAGGGGAGGCAACUCCUUUCCACAACACCACCUCCACCUCCACACAUCACCGGCCCGAAGAAGAAGUUGGAUAUCUAGUCUGACUGGGUCUAACGGCCUGAUCCGGGGAUUUCAACCGGGCACAGCAACAGUUUCCAGGUUAUGAGGAAUGGAAGCGGGCUCGGUGGUGCGCGCCUUGUUUGAGUUCCUCCCCAGCGUCUCGGAGGAGCUCCCGCUUUUCCCCGGGGAUCUCAUCGAGGUGCUGGGUGUCGUGGACGAGUUCUGGUUGCUUGGCAACAAAGAUGGCGUCACAGGUCAGUUCCCCAGCACCUUCGUGGAGGGGGUUACAAUCCCCAGCACCAAGCCUGGAGACAGACUCUAUGUGUGCAUCAAUGAUUUUUCUUCAGCAGACUCAGGGACUCUGCCUUUGAAGAGAGGUGAUGUGGUGGUGGGAGAGACAGGAGGGUCCGUGAGCCAUGGGGACUCCUGGCAACGAGGCUAUAAUGCUUGGGGUCUCCGUGGUGUCUUCCCAGUGUCAUGUGUGAAGGAGCUGAACCUCUCCGGUCGAUCGAGGCAGCUGUCUGAGCGUUCGGCUCAGGCCCAGGCUUCAGAGCUCCCACCUUACGCACUAGGUCAGGCCCGGGCUGUUAUGAGCCUCCAUGCGCAGCUCAAUGAAGAACUGGACUUCCGUGAGGGGGACUUGAUCAUCAUCACAGGACUUCCCGAGCCAGGCUGGUUUCAGGGGGAAUUAGAGGGCCACAGGGGUAUAUUCCCAGAGGGCUUUGUUGAACUCCUGUGUCCUCUUCGGUCUCCUCAAGUCCCGGAUGACGGCCAAUAUUUAAAUGAAGACACUCAGCAGUUAAUCUACAGGGAUGCUUAUGUUGCUGGAGAGGGGACCGAAGAGGAAGUUAUGGAAGACGGGGAGGUUUUUCUUGAUCAAGAAGAAGAAGAACAGCAGCAAGAAGAUGCCAGGGAGGAAGAACACCAGGAGGAGGAGGAGGAGGAGGAGGAGGAUGGUCUGUAUGGAGUUGCGCUGUAUGAGUUUCGGGCCAUAGAGCCUGGCGAAUUGGACUUUGACGUGGGCGAUCGCAUUCGUAUUGUGAACACUUUGGAAGAUGGUUGGCUGGUAGGGGAACUGCGAGGGCAGCGGGGAGUCUUUCCUCAUCGUUUCAUCAAAAUUAAGGAAAAUGAGCACAAAACUUCAGAGGAAAAAGGUGUUGAAGAAGAGAAGGAGAAUGGAGGUAUUGAAGAAGACUCCAACCAUACAAGUCCCAAUGGGUCACAAAAUGCGCCUGAACUGAGGGUGUAUGAGGACCAUACUGUUUGGGACUUGGACUACUUUGAGAGGACUGAGGAGCAAAGCUUACAUGAAGAUAACAGCGCUGCAGCUCAGACUAACACUAGGGAGCAGAAUGAAAUGAGCAAAAGACCUGAGAGACAGCCACAUAGACCUGUCCCCCCUCCUCACAGGCCACCCGAGAGACCCAGAUCUACUCCACCGGCGAGGCCCCGACUACCUCCUCGGCCAAGCCUACCUCCACAUCGCUCUGGGCGACAGGUCAGCCCAAAGUCCAAUGGAACCCAGUCCAACUAUAACAACCGUAACAGUCGACCAUUACAACCCAAGCGAACUCGGAGCCUUCAUAACUGUCAGCCUGGUUGGUCAAAAGACGAGAUGUAUCCCCAGAGAUUGCCAGCCGAAAUUACCUCCACCACUAGCAAACCACCUAGUCUUGGCCAGACAUUAAAUACCAUCAAAGAAGGGCACAGACAGCAAAGACUCGCUCGCCAUGCCAGCAUGAGUGAUGUUGACAUGAAGCAAAGUGCUGUUGCACCCUCACAUUCCCAGAAUAAGACUCGAGGUCCUAACAGGACACUCCCAACAUCCAUAACCUUGGACGUCCUGGAAACGUCGGCCGUUGACCUGGAAGCCAAGCUGUCCCAGCAGCUUUUCGAGUUUGAGAAAAGCUUGACUACGUCUUACAGUGAAACCAAUGUGAGCUCUGGUGGUUUUAGGGACGCUUCGCCCUCAGCUGAGCUGAACCAGCAGUCCCAAGUCUCCCGGCACUUUUCCAUCCUGGGCUACAGCGACGAAAACGACAUCAUCCGAGGCUCCUCACAUUCCCCGGUCUCCAACCUUUCGCCUUCUAACACCUCCUCAUUAGAGAGACGCAGAGCCCUUCGUCCCCCUCCUCCUCGCCCUCCAGUCCAGCGCCCACCGCCCCCCGCAGCGUACAGACCAACUCGUCCUGCUCCGCGCCCCCCUCCUCGCUCUCCAAGACAAAACUCCUCUUAUCCAGCCUUCGGGGCCAGAACAAACAGCCCUAUCUUCCACGACCAUGACAAAACAGCCACCAAUGUCCUCGCCGAGAUUCAUGGCGACUCAGGUGAACCCCAGGCCACCCAUGAACACGAAACCCCACAGGAUACAGAACAGGACCUGAACAGGGAGGUGGAGGCAGAAAUUGAGAGACAGAAAGACGAGGAGGAUAGGUAUCAAGUGCUCCUUCGGCUCCAGGAAGUGGAGCAGGAGAUGGAGGAAUAUGCUCAGACUGCAGAGGAACUCAGCUCAAUGUUAGAGGAGGAGGAAGAUGAGACGGUGCGCAUUCAGACCUUAGAGAAUCUGGAGUUCUGCAACUACACACUGGAGACUCUGGCCCUGGAGCAGCAGCAGCUACAAGAGAUGACGCUGCUGUCGUCCCAGCCCAAACACCUGGACUCCGCCCCGGUCUCUGAGGAAGCCCCCGCUGCUGGCACGGGCCCCGAGGAUCCUGAGCAAAGGAUGCUGGAGAAGAGGUCCAAGGUCAUCGAUGAGCUGCUGCACACAGAGGAAGACUACAUCAAUGACCUGCAGAUGUGCAUUGAUGAGAUCAUUUUGCCCCUGCGGGAGAAGAAGUUAAAAGUGGACUUUGAAGGACUCUUUGGGAACAUCAGCUCUGUGAUUGAUCUGUCCGAACGGCUGUUAGCGGGACUGCAAGAUACAGACUCAAUAGGAGGCGUCUUUCUGAACCUCAGAGCUGAGCUGGAGGAAGUGUACAAGCUCUACUGCCAAAACCACGACGAUGCCAUCUCCCUGCUGGAGACCUACGAGAAAGAUGACAGCAUCCAGCGCCACGUGUUGGAGUGCCUUGAGAGGCUGAGGGCAAUAUACCGCGAACAGGACAAAGCGAAUUACAUCAACCUCGGCUCGUUCCUGAUCAAGCCGGUGCAGCGGGUGAUGCGUUACCCGCUGCUGCUGACGGAGCUGCUGGGCGCCACGCCAGACAGCCACCACGACCGGCUCCAGCUGACCAACGCUGUGCAGGCCAUCAAGCAGAUCAACGUAAACAUCAAUGAGUACAAGCGGCGAAAGGAUCUUGUGGUGAAGUACAGGAAAGGAGAUGAAGACUCCUUCAUAGACAAGAUCUCCAAGCUGAGCAUGCACUCCAUCAUUAAAAAGUCCAACCGAGUCAGCAGCCACAUCAAGCACCUCACAGGCAUUUCUCUCCAGAUUAAAAGUGAAGAGUUUGACGAUGCUGAGAAGAAGUUCAGGCUGCAGGAGAGACUCAUCAAGUCUUUCAUCAGAGACAUUUCCAUGUACCUGCAGCAUAUCAGGGAGUCGGCGUCCGUGAAUGUCUUGGCUGCCAUCAGUUUGAGCGACAUCUACACGGAGCGCAGCGUGCUGGACCCUGAGCGCUUCCAGAGAGCCCACCGCAGCAUCAGCGACAAACAGUUCACUCUGUUCAAGGAGCGCACCGAGAUGCUGGUCAUCAAACCGCUCUCUCAGCUCCUCGUCAUGUUCGCCGGGCCACACAAGCUCAUCCAGAAACGCUUCGACAAGCUGCUCGACUACGACAACUGCAAGGAGCGCGCCGACCGGCUGAAGGACCGGCGCGUGCGAGACGAGCUGCAGGUGGCCCGCAACAACUACGAGGCGCUGAACGCCCAGCUCCUGGACGAGCUGAAGAAGUUCAACGCCGUGGCGGAGGACUUGUUCAAAGGCUGCGUGAGAGGCUUCGCCCAGGCCCAGAAGGACUUCAUGAGGAUGACGCUGGGAGAGCUGCAGCCCCUCCUGCAGUUUUCCAACAAGGUGGGCUCAGAGGGAAACCUGAUCACCAAGUUUCAGGAGGAGUACAACCAGGUGCUGAAACUCCUGCAGAGCUUCAGCUUCUGCCCGGAUAACCUGCCGCAGCCGGCCGCCGCCUCCAAGAAGAAGACGCUGGAGAAGCAGACCGCUAAGAAGCCGCCUCCACACCACCCCGUGCAGACAGACAAGUGCCGCGCCGCCCUCCUGGCUAGUUACGGCCCCGAGAAGCUCUACCAGGCGGACAGGAACUUCAACGCCGCCCAGGAUCUGGACGUCUCCAUACAGGAGGGGGAACUCGUGGGUGUGAUAAAGCAGCAGGACCCCCUGGGAAGCAACAACCGCUGGCUGAUCGACAACGGAGUCACCAAGGGCUUCGUGUACAGCUCCUUCCUCAAACCCUACAACCCACGCAGGAGCCAAUCAGACGUGUCCAUCGGGAGCCAUUCGUCCAACGAGUCCGGCUACGGAGGCUCCUCCCCCGUUUUCUCCCGCCAGAACAGCAACAGCACUUUAACCUUCAACCCGGAGACGGGCGUCGCCAGCUUCUCCACGUCGCAGCCGCAGAGCCACCCCUCGCCGCAGCCGUCGCUGGACUCCGCCUCGUCUCGCCGGGGCCAAGCCAAAGAGGCGGGGCCCAACCCCGACGCCCCGGCCCAGGGCCACUCGAACCGCAGAGACUACGCCGACCGGACCCACAGGAGCGCCGCCGGUCACAGAGACUCGGAGCCGCCGCACCGGCUCAGAGAUCCGUACGACUCGCGCUACGAGAGCCGAAACAGAGACGCGUCGGACUUGUCCGAGACGGACUCGUCGUCGUCUCAGAAGAACGGCGGCAGAAGCAGAAGGCAUGGACUGGCAGAGAAAAGUUCACAGCAGUGGAGGAAUGGAGACGGCACCAUCCCCAGGAAGUCCGCGUACGCCCGGGAGGAGUACCAUGAGCCGGAGCCAGAACCAGAACCAGAACUUGAAGUGGACGGUCAUCAGAUUUACUACGCCCUGUACUCCUUCAAGGCGCGCUGCGACAACGAGAUGAGCAUCACGGCUAACGAGCGGCUGCACAUCCUGGAGUUCCAGGACAUGAACGGCAACGGCGACUGGUGGCUGGGCGAGGCCGACGGAGGAAGACGGGGAUACGUGCCUUCCAACUACAUCCGCAAGUCCGAGUACACAUGAGCGGGCCCUUUCCCUCCAGGAGCGCGCUCCGACCUCAGCAACUUGGCGAGCAUCGACAGAGCAAAAAGGAAAACGAAGAGAGAGCCCAAGCAUCUCGCUGUGACUUAUUGUGAAACCGUUUGAUUAUGGAGGGCGAGUGUUGCACAUCUCAAGCUCUUGGCAUCAUUAUUUGCCUGUAUUUAUAUACUUUUUUUUUUGUUAUAUAUAUUUUUUUACUGACUGGAAGGUGCACUUUGACCUACUGUUCCCAGACUACAACCAGCGAGUUGCCAUAUUCUCUGGUGCCGUCGGCUUGCCUGCUGCAGUAAAACAUUGGAGGACUGCAGUGGGAAAGAACAUAUUUGGGGUUAUUUUGCUUCCAGGACAGUGCAGGAGCGUUAGGCGGUAAAGAUUUCUGGCUUGCCUGCCAACAAUCAACCUUAGAGGCACUUACUUUGGCCACACGUUUGGGGUGUCUGCCGAACGAACGCCACCGGCUUGGAGUGUUGCGUGGGAGUAACACAAACCCCUCUGGGUCCAGAUUGGGACAACCUUAAGAGUUUACAAGCUCUCCUUUUAAUCUUCUCAGCUGCCUGGUUUGCUUUUCCAACCAGGGAGGCUGCAUCUUCCUCUAAGGAACGUAGCGACCUGAUUCCAUUCCUCUUCACACUCCUCCCAGAUAUAUUUUGUGGCCAUAUAAAGCUGUAUAAAAAGACUUGUUUCCCCACCCCCGAUGUAAAAUAAUCAUGUUUGAAUAAAACACUCCUCUGAGGAAUCUUUAACCUG
Fundulus heteroclitus (mummichog) is the source of this 6213-nucleotide messenger RNA. RefSeq names its product dynamin binding protein. Gene Ontology annotation, biological process: intracellular signal transduction. Lineage: Eukaryota; Metazoa; Chordata; Actinopteri; Cyprinodontiformes; Fundulidae. Gene Ontology annotation, cellular component: cytoplasm. The record is from RefSeq and is a predicted model, not a curated record. The transcript has 17 exons. Bases 379 to 5448 code for a protein of 1689 amino acids. Gene Ontology annotation, molecular function: protein binding; guanyl-nucleotide exchange factor activity.